AUGGUGCUGCGAUUCUGCCCAGUCUGCGGUGGAUUGCUGAAGGUUGGAGGGCACGGACCAAAUGUGCAAAGAAUGGAGUGCCUCACGUGCCCGUAUAUUCAUAAUAUUAUGGAGCCGCUGACCAACAAGAAAUUUCCCCGUCUGAAGGAGCUGCGGGAUGUGAUGGGUGGAGACGCAGCUUGGGAGAACGCCGACUCCAUGGAAGAAGCGUGCACGAGAGAAGGAUGUACCAAUCGUCGAGCGUAUUUCUUUCAGCUUCAGACGCGUUCAGCUGAUGAGCCCAUGACUACUUUUUACCGCUGUACAGUUUGUGCUCAUCAGUGGAAGGAAUAG
Molecule: messenger RNA, 333 nt
Organism: Oikopleura dioica
Lineage: Eukaryota; Metazoa; Chordata; Appendicularia; Copelata; Oikopleuridae
Source: the annotation of a GenBank genome assembly